Glycine soja is the source of this 564-nucleotide messenger RNA. Its product is annotated as protein MAIN-LIKE 2-like. The transcript has a single exon. The record is from RefSeq and is a predicted model, not a curated record. Bases 1 to 564 code for a protein of 187 amino acids. NCBI's taxonomy places the organism in Eukaryota, Viridiplantae, Streptophyta, Magnoliopsida, Fabales, Fabaceae. Gene Ontology annotation, biological process: meristem development; meristem maintenance.
AUGACAAGUUCAUCAUCCUCCUCAUCUAGUUUUGAUGUGGUAUGUGGACCGCGUGAAAAUGAUGUGUUGUGGAUGCAAAAGCAACACGAGUCCCAACAUAUUUGGAACGAGGAUGCAGAUAGAAAAUUAAGAAUGAGGCGAAUGAUUCCAACUUAUCACGGUAUAGAACAACCGUCGACAGAAAUUAUUCCUCUGUUACAACAGUCUGGAUUAUACACAACAAUAAAAUUGUGUAGAAUCAAAAUCAAUGGAGGAAUUGUAAAUGCCUUUGUUGAAAGGUGGAGGCCAGAGAGACACAUCUUUCAUUUGACAUGUGGGGAGGCCACCAUCACACUACAAGAUGUGUCUGUGUUGCUAGGUCUUCCUGUGGAUGACAAUCAUUUAAUUGGCAGCACAAAUAUUGAUGGGAUUGAUAUGUGUGAACAAUACCUUGGAGUCAGGCCAAAUGCCAAUGCAUUGGCUGGCGGAAACACAUUGAAAUUAAGUUGGUUGGCUUCAGAAUUUGCAAAUUUUCAGGACUAUGUGGACGACGAAGAGCACCUCAAAAUGUUUGCACGUGCUUGA